Molecule: messenger RNA, 2799 nt
Organism: Cyphellophora attinorum
Lineage: Eukaryota; Fungi; Ascomycota; Eurotiomycetes; Chaetothyriales; Cyphellophoraceae
Product: Phosphatidylinositide phosphatase SAC2
Exons: 3
Coding region: 1-2799 (932 amino acids)
Biological process (GO): phosphatidylinositol dephosphorylation
Cellular component (GO): endoplasmic reticulum
Molecular function (GO): phosphatidylinositol-4-phosphate phosphatase activity
Source: RefSeq, a predicted model, not a curated record
AUGGCCAUUAUACGGAAGUUGUUGAUCUUCGCAUCUGCGAAAGGUCUCAUUGUCCAGGCGCAUGGUCCGGUUGAGCAUCACAAGGCAAUACACUUCGAGUUUAGAUCAUCUCGAGUGACAGAAUGUCCACACGAUGAGGCUGCUCAGUACAGGAAAGCACCAUCGCUGGAAGCUCACGGCUUGCUUGGCAUUUUCACGAUUGCUUCUUCUUCGUUUCUCAUAGCCAUCACUGGCCGAGAGCAGGUUGCGCAGAUAUUUGGGAAGCCAAUAUUCGUAGUCACGGAUGUCGAGUUCCUGCCUUUGUCUUCGCAAGAAGCUGCUUCAAAGUCAUUGAGCAGGGCUUCGGCCACCAAGUCGGACCACAAGCAGGGCUCAGAAUCUGAUGCGAGUGACUCUGACUCAGAUUCUCCUACGGCACAGCAUGCAGACGACGCUCGAGGUCCACCAACCGAUGACGAACAAGAUCUGCCACGAUCAGCAUCCGCCACUAGUAUCGCUCAAGAUGUGCUCACUAAGAAAGGCAACUUUGGACGUUUCGCAACGCAGUGGUUCUCGAGACAGGGCUGGAGUUCCAGUGGAGGUGCUGACCAGGCUUCUGAGAACAACUCAUCGGCCGCGUCUGCGAAGGGAGACAGGGUCGCUCACGGGGAUGCUCAAGAGGCGGCGAAAGCAGCAGCCGUGGAUGCCCCGACGACAAGCCCAAGCGCUGGAACGAAUCAGGGGGCUACCGCGGCUCGAGAAGAAGUCGCGGCCAUGAUUCCAAAAAUUCUACGUGUGACCAAACUGAUUCUGACCUCAAGAAGCUGCUUCUUCAGCUACGAAUAUGACUUGACGAGAAGGAUGCAGUUGCUCCAGGGGAGAGCAGUCCCUCCAUCGAGAUCAACCAUGGACUCGCUGUUCUUCUGGAACCAGAAUAUCUCCCGCCCGCUGCUGGAAGGUGGACAUGAUUCGUUCCUGAUGCCUAUCAUUAUGGGUUUUGUCGGGCAACGCACCUUUGUGGUGAAGAAGUCCGAGGCUGGGAGUCCUGAGGCGGCGAAUGUCAUUUCCGUUGAUGAGGCGGCUUCACAGCCGGAUGAAGCUAGUCAUGCUAUUGCUCACGCUAAAGCUGGGCUCGCAAGCCUGAAAGGCGAUAUCGAGACCUUCUUACUGACACUGAUAUCUCGGCGAUCGAUCAAGCGUGCUGGUCUCAGGUAUCUGAGGCGCGGGAUUGACGAUGAGGGCAACUGUGCCAACAAUGUCGAGACAGAGCAGAUCUUGUCAACUCCUACCUGGGACAGCAACCGUGCAAUACGGUCAUUCACCCAAGUCCGAGCAUCAAUACCACUGUACUUUUCACAGUCUCCAUACUCGUUCAAGCCAAUGCCGACGCUGCAACAGUCGGAGGCUGCGAACCGAGACGCGAUGAAGAAGCACUUCGAAGCUCUGGUCAAGCGGUACGGCAAAGUCCAGACAGCUGUCCUCGUUGACAAGCACGGCACAGAAGUGGCAAUAGGCGAGGCAUACGAGAAGAAUCUUAAGGCUCUUAUGGAAUCCAAGGACUUGCAGAGUGUGGAUUGGGAGUGGUUUGAUUUCCACGCCGAAUGUCGCGGGAUGCGAUUUGAGAAUGUUCAGCGUCUGGUAGACAAACUUGAAGACAAUAUCGAGAAAUUUGGCGAAUCUGUCGUACAUGAUGGUCAGAUCGUAUCUCAGCAGAAAGGCAUUAUCCGGACAAAUUGUAUGGAUUGCCUCGACAGGACGAACGUAGCCGAGAGCGCGUUUGGACAGCAUAUACUGCAGAAGGCAUUGUCCCAGGAGGGCUUCGCCAUCGACCUAGUUCGGGAUGAGACGAGACGUGACGCUAUAUCGAGACAAUAUGCUGGCACGGCUGCUCUGAAGGGUGACUUUACAAGAACACGCAAGCGAAACUACCAAGGUGCGCUCAACGACUUCAGCCUGACCCUGACUCGAUACUACAAUAACAUGGUCAACGACUACUUCUCCCAGGCGGUGAUCGAUGUGAUGCUCGGCAACUUGUCCUGGACAGCAUUCGAGGACUUUGAAAGCACUCUGAUGAGCCAGGAUCCCGGCAUCUCGAUCAACCGAAUCCGCGAAAGUGCAAUCGAAACCUGUCGACGUCUUGUGGUCCAGGACGAGAGCGAGGACAUGAUCCAUGGUUGGACGAUGCUUGCACCAGCGAUCGAAAACACCCUACGAACUCUACCAUUUCGAGAAGCGGUCGUGCUGCUGACCGACGCCGCCAUCUACUGCUGCAAAUUUGACUGGACAACUGAGAAGGUUGCCUCGUUCGAGAAGAUUGACUUAAGAUCAAUCAUCAAAGUCCGCUAUGGCGCAUACAUCACUUCGACCUUUACUGAACGUCAAAGAGAUGAAGAGAUGAACGUUGGCAUUGUGAUAAUUUACAAGCCGAGCCACGGCAGCAUGAUCAGGACCAAUACGCGUUCUCUCCAGAACUCUGUCGAUCCCUCGCACGACCGCAUCGAUGGAGGCACGGGAGUGCUCUCUUGGCUGGCACCGAAGCAGUCGGCUACGUCGAGGGCGCUUGCGGUAAAGGUGAUUCCACCGACUGCAGACCGGAAGCGAGGCACCACCGGCUCCAUAUCCGAGCACAAGCCAGGUACGGCCGAACUAGCAGAGCAGAUUGUUGAGGAGGUACGCAGGGCCAUCGUUGGCGAUAGUAAAGAAGAGCAGGGCAAGGUUGAGAUUGAGAAGGGAGAUGUGAUCAGCUUGGACGAGGCGAAGAAGCGGACAGGCUAUCUGGAGCAAAUUGGGCAUUCAUUGAAGAGGUUGGUUUGGGCGUAG